This is a messenger RNA of Rotaria sp. Silwood2, 1359 nucleotides long. The record is from the annotation of a GenBank genome assembly. Lineage: Eukaryota; Metazoa; Rotifera; Eurotatoria; Philodinida; Philodinidae.
AUGAAUGUGAAAAUGGAAAUUUUUCCAUCUUCAUUCACUGGUGCCAAUCGUCGAAUCGAGUUGGCUGGAACUGACCUAUGGAUUACUCCACGUAUUGAUAAUGUCUUUGUGUAUCCAAGUAAUUUAGAUCUCAAUCGUUUGAAUGAUGCACUCGGCCAUAUUCUGACAUUAUGGCCUUUAGUCUGUGGUCGUUUACUACUACUCGAUGGGGAGCAUUACGUCAUUGAAAUGUCUGACAAAGCCGUACCUGUUACAAUUCUCGACAAUACAGAAUUAAGACAAUGGCCUCUUAACUCUAAUGUAGUAUGGGACACUGUUGAAGGUCAACUGCAACCAUUUCUCGACGAAGUACAAACUACGAAACUAUGGCACGGUUCUCCAGAUGAACCACUUUUCCGUUUGAAAAUCACUCGUCUUGUACAAAGUGGUGAAUGGGUGCUCGGCACAAGUUGGGCACAUGUGCUUGGAGAUGCCUGUGCUUGCCUGAAUUUUCUUCAUACGUUUUCACGGUUCUACCAACAAAUGGAAAUCCCGAUACUGUUACCCAGCUUUGAACGUCGUCUGUGGUCAAAAAACGAAGUUGAUCGAUCAUUGUUGCCUACCAUGCGACAUUUAUGUGAUGCUCUAUCGAUUGAGCAAAUUCAGGAAAAAAUGAGGACCGAACAAGAGACGCAUGUUCAAGUGAAUGUACAUUUUUCUGGUGAGCAGCUCGCCAGAUUGCGUACAUUAGUCGAUGACAGUACUUUAACUAUUCACGACAUCAUGAUUGCCUACAUUAUUCUCACAUUAAAUGUUUCAUGUUUUCAAAAAGAUGAAACCAUCAUUCGGCACACUAAUAUCAUUGUCAAUUAUCGUGGUGUAUCCAAUUCCAUUACUGUACCUGGUUUAGUCGCCAAUUGUACAUUGCGAGUGUUGUCUGAAAAUUUUGACAAUCCUUACUCUUUGCUGAAUAUUGCUCAGUCAAUCCGACGUUCGAUUCUUAAAUCACGAGAUAGAAAAUUUCUCGAAUCAUGGCUCGCCACUGCAGAUGAACUUAUGAGAGACAUGGCACACAAUGAGCAUGAAGCUAAUACAGAUCAUUUUGAGAAUGGAAUCGUAGUGAAUUCAAAUUUCCGCUACGAUUGGGCUGGUCUCGUCGAUUUUGGUUAUUCUGAUAAAUGUCGCUUCUAUACUGACGGAACCUCUGAUUUAUUUUUACGCGUAUUUCGUCUCAAUCCAAUCUACGAUGGCACUCAGUGGAUCAUGAGAGAUUGUGAAGGAGCAGAAGUAGCGUUCAAAUUUGAAAAGAAUAUAUUGAAAAACUUUCUCGAUGCAUGGCAACGCGAUGUCAAUGAACAUUUCAUCAAUGUGAAAAAAUAA